Molecule: messenger RNA, 3137 nt
Organism: Oxyura jamaicensis (ruddy duck)
Lineage: Eukaryota; Metazoa; Chordata; Aves; Anseriformes; Anatidae
Gene: CHRNA6
Product: cholinergic receptor nicotinic alpha 6 subunit
Exons: 6
Coding region: 283-1866 (527 amino acids)
Biological process (GO): signal transduction; regulation of membrane potential; monoatomic ion transmembrane transport
Cellular component (GO): neuron projection; synapse; postsynaptic membrane
Molecular function (GO): acetylcholine-gated monoatomic cation-selective channel activity; transmembrane signaling receptor activity
Source: RefSeq, a predicted model, not a curated record
AGGCAAGGGUGCGGGUGACUGGAGAUGUGAAAGCCACCUGAUAGGAUGCUCGGACUCCCCUCUCUGCACGGCACAAGCUCUCCUCGCCUGCUGAUAGUGGGAGCAACUCUGCAAGGCUUUGCUCUGCUUACCAGACUGCAGAGUCGGCUGCAAAUGCAAAACUGAAAUCCAUCUUCGCACCAGGUGCUUACCGUCCAAGGGGCUCCUGUGUCUUCUUGUUGCCUGUUUCUGGGUUUUCCCAAACCUCUCUUCUCAAAAGGAAGGUCUGCUCUGCUUCCAGCAAUGCAUCCUGAGAGGUGGCUGUCGCGGUCGUACCCUGCUUUUGGUGUGUGGGCAUUCGUGCUCACAUCCUUGAUUAAAGAUGCCGCAGCCUGCGAAUCAGAGGAACGGCUAUUUCAUAAACUCUUCACUCACUACAACCAGUUCAUCAGGCCAGUGGAAAACGUGUCUGAUCCUGUCACAGUGCAUUUCGAAGUGGCCAUUACCCAGCUUACAAAUGUGGAUGAAGUCAAUCAGAUCAUGGAAACCAAUCUGUGGCUUAGACAUAUUUGGAAUGACUACAAAUUGCGAUGGGAUCCCAGAGAAUACGAUGGAAUUGAAUUUGUUCGGGUACCCGCAGAUAAAAUUUGGAAACCAGAUAUUGUCUUAUACAAUAAUGCUGUGGGGGAUUUUCAAGUUGAAGGCAAGACCAAGGCCCUCCUUCGCUAUGAUGGAAUGAUCACCUGGACCCCACCAGCUAUUUUUAAAAGCUCCUGUCCUAUGGAUAUUACCUUUUUUCCAUUUGAUCAUCAGAACUGUUCAUUGAAAUUUGGCUCAUGGACCUAUGACAAAGCCAAAAUCGAUCUUCUGAUCAUUGGCUCCAAAGUAGACAUGAAUGACUUCUGGGAAAAUAGCGAGUGGGAAAUAAUUGAUGCUUCUGGCUACAAACAUGACAUCAAAUACAACUGCUGUGAAGAGAUCUACACAGACAUAACAUAUUCUUUUUAUAUUCGAAGGCUGCCAAUGUUUUACACCAUAAACCUGAUCAUUCCCUGUCUCUUCAUCUCAUUCCUUACAGUGCUGGUUUUUUACCUGCCAUCUGACUGUGGCGAGAAGGUGACUCUUUGCAUCUCUGUGCUGCUUUCUUUGACUGUAUUUUUACUGGUGAUCACAGAAACAAUCCCAUCCACCUCUUUGGUAAUACCCCUCGUAGGUGAAUAUUUGCUCUUCACUAUGAUAUUUGUGACGCUAUCAAUUGUCAUCACUGUGUUUGUCCUGAAUAUACAUUACAGAACCCCAACCACACACACAAUGCCCAAAUGGGUAAAAAACGUCUUUCUUAGCCUGCUCCCCAAAGUGCUGUUGAUGCAGCGGCCUCUGGAACAGCAGAAAAAAAGCAUCUCCAGAAAGACCAAGAAAGGCUCAGCCAAUGCCUCAGGCAAACCAAAGCACAGCAAACACAAAGAUACCAAACUACACAAGGAGCAGCAGUGCUGUCACUGUGAUAAAGCGGCUGAACUCGCUGCCACCAGAAGAAGACGACUGAGCCACCAGUCCUUGAAGUGGGUGGCAGAGCACACGGAGUACUCCCCAGAAGUGAAGGAUGUCAUUAGCAGCGUUCAGUUCAUCGCAGAUAACAUGAGGUCUCAAAAUGAAACCAAAGAGUUUGGAACUGUCCCAAAAUUUCCCUCCACUUACAUCACUCCUUUGCUCAGCCCCUUCUCGGCACCCAGCCCCAGUGGGGAGGAGAGAAGCAAAGAGUCCUUUGUGCAAGCAGCAGCCCAAAGCAGAAUGAGAAAAGGGCUGGAAAUGGGAGACGACCGUGUGGUCUUACUAAGGCAGAAAGGGUGGGAUUUUUGGAGUGCCUGCCUGUCUUUUUCUCAGUGAGGUCAGCAAGAGCAAUUGCACUGAGGACCACAGAAGCAGGCUGAAGUUAUUGAGUUUCUCCCUUGGCCUUGGGGCAGGGGGCCAUCAGGACAGUUCAGGCACUUCUGAGUGCAUUACCCAAAGAGUAAUGGCUCUACCCGACUUCACUGUUCUCCCCUGAUCACAACUCUUCCUCAGCACUGACUUAAUUUAUGUUUCCCCUGUAUUUGUUCCCUUGUACGAUGCCUAGUCCCCAGCAUGGCACUUAGGUGACAUACCACGGUCAUACUGACUGGACAGAUGUUCUUCAUUGUGAUCCUGUGACAGAGCAGACAAAAAUCUAAAUAAAAGUACAGUCACAUCAAUCCCUCUCAAGGACUUUGACUAGAAUCUAAAAUAAGGGCUUCCCAUCUUCUGCAAUGCAAGUACAAAAUGAGGGUCUGAGAUCCACAACACACGUGCUUAGGUUUAUGCUUGAAGUCAGAGAGGUCCUAAGCACCUAUUUGUAGUUGAAGAAAGACCUGCUUGACAUUCUGCACUGUGUGCAGCCUUUCUGACAACAUUUAGAUCAUCCUAGAGCCACCACAGAGGAAUAACCUGGAUGCACUAACAGAAAAGACCUGAGAUAUUUGGGGUUUACAAAGUAAUGCAUUGUCAUUUGAAAUCUACGACUCUAAGAGUGUUGAAAACUAGCUCACCUGCUGCUUACCUCUGUAAGUGACCAAAGUCCUCUGUAUUUCCUGGUACUGAAUAUCAAAUCCCGUGGUGAGCACCAGCAGGGUUUACAAGCCACAUUUCUUUCAUCAGCUUAACAGUGGUCCCAGUCCACGGGGUCUGCUCUGAAAACUCAUGUAUGCUCAGGUUCAGACACAAGCCCUCUAGGGAAGCAUUUGUCCCCUGGUAGCUACUCAUCACAGGCAGAAAUGGCAGAUUUCUGCCAAAAGGCAGAUUUCCCUUUGCCAGCCCCUCACAGGUCAGUCUUAUGUGGGUGAACCUGCUCUGCAGCUCCAGGGACACUUCUCUGGGGCUGGGGCUUCCCCUGUGUAACCAGGUACCAGUCCCAGUGCGCCUCAUCCUGAAACAUGGUGUAGCUGUGCACCUUGUGUGGUUUCUAAAUUUUGUGGACAAUUUACCAUUGGGUCCCUUCUCUACUUUGAUUCCUGCUGGUUGUGCACAGAAGGUUUCUUCUCUAAGUGGCAUCAUUCCCAUCCAAGCCAAUGGGACUGAAAUAUACAGCAGAGGUAAUGGUGCAAUGACAAGGAUGUAUCUGUCUCAGUCCAAUAUUUGAAAUA